This is a messenger RNA of Ascochyta rabiei, 2175 nucleotides long. RefSeq names its product tRNA-dihydrouridine(47) synthase (NAD(P)(+)). Lineage: Eukaryota; Fungi; Ascomycota; Dothideomycetes; Pleosporales; Didymellaceae. Gene Ontology annotation, molecular function: flavin adenine dinucleotide binding; tRNA dihydrouridine synthase activity; RNA binding. The transcript has 2 exons. Bases 1 to 2175 code for a protein of 724 amino acids. The record is from RefSeq and is a predicted model, not a curated record. Gene Ontology annotation, biological process: tRNA processing.
AUGGACGGUGAAAAGAUCGAGAGCGUGUCCGGUCAGCCGUUACCUGGUGCGACCAUUCCGCUCGACUCCAAUGGUGCACACAUUGGCGACAGUGAGAUUAAGAAGCGAGCGAGGAGCAACAGCCCCAAUGGCGAAGCUGCAGAAGGGGCAUCCAAGCGCCAGAAAGGCGUUGCGCCCAUCAAGGCAGAAUAUUUGAUUCACCGCACUGACGCCAAGGUUGAGACUAAGGAUGCAGUUGUUGAUGAUGAUGCAGCUGAAGCUGCAGACGACCGCUACCACAAGGGUGAUGCGCGUGAUGGUGGAGGCAAGGGAAAGAAGGAUAAGAAAAACAACAAGAAGCAAAAAGGUGGCCAGAACACCAGCCGGACGUUCGGCAGCUCUCGUGACAAAUUGCCACUCUGCGCGACCCGAAUGCUCAGCAAUGAGUUCUCUCCAAAGGAAUGCGGGUUUGGUGACAAAUGCAGGUUUGAACACGAUCUUCGCAAGUACCUGAAGGAAGGCCGCCGCGAGGACCUUACUACCUUUGACGGCAAGUGUCCAAUCCACGAUGUGAAAGGAUACUGCCAUCUUGGUUGGAAGUGUCGGUUUGUCGGUAGUCACUCCAAGGAGCGCGACACUGAGGAUGGGAGGAAAGAGCUGGUUUUGAUCGAAGACUCCGAACGUACAUCAACCAUGGUCAACCUUGAGGAUGAGGUUGACGUUGCGAACGUUGUAUCAAAAGACGUCAAGAUCGGCCUCGCAAAGCGGAAAAUCAACACACCACGCUCGGACCAGUACAUGAAGUGGAUCGACUCCAACAAGGACACCGAGCGUGCUAUGUUUGAUUCGGCAGCCGGCGACAAUGAAGCGUUGAAGGAGGAGAAAGAAGCCCGCAGAGCAGAGUUUGUGGAAGCACCCUUCAGACCGUCUGAGAAGCGAAGGCUGUACUAUGGACCCGAGACGCCCAGUCUUGCACCCCUCACUACUCAAGGAAACAUGCCGUACCGCAGGCUUUGUGUUGAUCUUGGGUGCCAAGUCACGUGGAGUGAGAUGGCUAUGGGCAUGCCAUUGAUUCAGGGCGAAAGAGGCGAAUGGGCUCUCAUGAAGGCCCACGAGUCCGAAAUCAGCCCGCCAAAGUUUCUGCAGAAGAACACUGUCGUGCAAGGGUACGACAACGCCAGUGACAUGAAGUUUGGCGCCCAGAUUGCGGCAAACAAGCCAUGGUUGGCUGCAAAGACUGUAGAGGUCUUGACUGACCACUGCCCCAAGCUCCGAGCUAUCGACUUGAACUGUGGAUGCCCCAUCAACCUCGUGUGCGAGAAGGGAGCUGGUUCGGCGCUCUUAGACCAGGAAUCCAAGCUUGAGAGUAUCCUACGCGGUAUGAGCUACGUGUCGAAGGAGACACCCAUUACUGUCAAAGUCCGCAUGGGCACGAAAGACAACAAUCCGACCGCCACGAAGUUGAUCAAACGUCUUGUACUCGGUGGCUACGAGGCUGUCCAAUCCGGCAAAGGCACGUCGGGUAUCGCGGCGAUUACACUCCACGGCAGGAGCAAGCAACAGCGCUACUCCAGAAGUGCAGACUGGUCGUACAUUGCCGAAUGCGCAUCACUCAUCAAGCGUCUCAAGAGCGAGAAGGAUGCUCGAACAGAUACCAUUGCAGAGGCCGAUCCUCGUGAUCUUGCCAACGGUGGCCAUGUAUACUUUGUCGGUAACGGCGACUGCUACUCUCACGAGGAUUACUAUAACAACAUCAACAAUUCCGGUGUCGAUUCUGUCUUGAUCGGCCGCGGCGCUCUAAUCAAGCCUUGGAUCUUCGAGGAGAUCGAGAAGGGUCAGUACCUCGACAAGUCCGCCACUGAACGCCUGUCCUAUAUCGAGAAGUUUGCCAAGUAUGGCCUGCAGACUUGGGGUUCUGAUGAGAUGGGUAUCGGUACGACACGUCGCUUUCUGCUCGAAUGGCUCAGCUUCGCUCAUCGAUACGUGCCUGUGGGCUUGUUGGAGCACCUGCCACCCAACAUUCAAGAUCGACCCCCGAGGUUCAAGGGUAGGGACGAUUUGGAGACGCUGAUGGCGAGUGAAAACUACAAGGACUGGAUCAAACUCAGCGAGAUGUUCCUUGGACCCGCGCACCCUAACUUUGAGUUCGAGCCCAAGCACAAGUCCAAUGCCUACGAAAUCGAGGCAGAGGGGUGA